Messenger RNA from Mangifera indica (mango), 1049 nucleotides. RefSeq names its product two-component response regulator ARR4. Gene Ontology annotation, biological process: phosphorelay signal transduction system; cytokinin-activated signaling pathway. The coding region runs from base 149 to 841 and encodes 230 amino acids. The transcript is spliced from 5 exons. Lineage: Eukaryota; Viridiplantae; Streptophyta; Magnoliopsida; Sapindales; Anacardiaceae. The record is from RefSeq and is a predicted model, not a curated record.
AAAGAGACAGAUAAGACGUAUUGCAUAACAGCGUAUAUAAAAGAGGCCGCAGCAGCAGAGGAACCCUGUUUUUGCUUCUUCUUCAAUUAAGUCUUUACUUAAUUUUGUUUUCUCGAGGACGACAAACGGGGUGGCUUCGUGGCGGAGGAUGUCUGAUAAGAUGGACAGCUUUGAUUUGUCACCGUCUGAUUCUGAAGAAGUUCAUGUUCUGGCCGUUGAUGAUAGCUUCGUUGACCGAAAAGUCAUCGAGAGGUUGCUAACAAUUUCUUCUUGUAAAGUUACUGCAGUGGAUAGUGGACGGAGAGCUCUGCAGUACCUUGGAUUAGAUGAAGAAAAAAGCACUGAUAGCUUUGAUGGAUUAAAGGUGGAUCUGAUCAUCACAGAUUACUGUAUGCCGGGAAUGACAGGGUACGAAUUACUUAAGAAAAUCAAGGAAUCAUCAACUUUCAGAGAGAUUCCAGUCGUGAUUAUGUCGUCGGAAAACAUCUUGGCGCGCAUAGACAGAUGUUUGGAAGAGGGUGCAGAGGACUUUAUUGUAAAGCCGGUGAAAUUAUCAGAUGUGAAACGUAUAAAAGAUUUCAUGACGAGAGACGUUAAAUUGGGAAAUGAAAAAAGCGCUGGCAAUAAGAGGAAACUUCAGGAGAGCUCUGAUCUGUCUUCAUCUCCACCGUCAGACCUUUCAUCAGUACUCUCAUCACCACAUUCAUCACCAUUACAGUCAACGUCUUCGUCUCCGUCUCCAUCUCCGUCACCUUCAAUUUUUUCAUCAUCAGAACCCUGUUCUCCUUCAUCCACGUUAGACUCUCCCACAAGACGGCUUAAAAUGACGCUCUCUGAUUAGAUCCCUGCUAUAUAUAUAUAUAUAUAUUUACCGUACAAUUACUAGUCCUACAAUCUCUACAAUUAUCCGUUACUUAAACAGUUUUUGUUGCUUCACCGCCUCUUUCCUUUUCUUUUUGUAAGGCCAUUUUACCUAUUCUGUUUGUUUGUAUGAUAAACGAUCACAAUUUUUAAUACUAAUUAACUUAUCAUCAAAGUAUGAAAUCAAA